UUCAUGUUUAUAAAUCUGUAGCUUAGCAACCAAAUGUGUAUACAAAUUAUUUUAAUGUAUUUUCAUUAGCUAUUAAACUUGAUAUUGAAUAAUUAAAAUGGUUGAAAAUGUAAAACCUGAAGUGAUUAAAAAAACUCAAGAUUUACUUAUGCCAUAUUUUAAUAAGCCUCCAUUAACAGUGAAAUUACUAAAGAAACCACCAUUUCGAUUUCUUCAAGAUAUAAUUUUAUCUGUAAUAAAAACAACUGGAUUCUUAAAUGGUGUAUUCACAGAUGAAGAAUUAAAUCCAGAUAAUGUGAAAAACAGAAAUAUGAAAAUUAAUUUUUUAAAUAAAUUGAUUUAUGUUGUAGAAUCUACUACUGGAAAUCAUUUGUCUAUAAAAACUAGUAAAAUAAUUGCUGGCUUAGAACCAACAAAAACAAAUGAACUUUUACAAUUAAUUGGUAAAGCUAUACAACAGCAAUUCUACGUUCACUUCUUGUGGGAGAGAGCGAAUUAUUCUAUUACAAUGAUGUGGUUGCUUCUUGGCGGGAAUGUCGUUGAUGAUGUUAUGGGGAUCAGCAAUGGAUUUUGUAUAUUCCUUGAAGGGGAAUGUGGCUUAUUAGGUUCCAUGCUGACGUUGUAUAGAUCAGCAAGAAUAAUCAACCAUGUUCAUCAGUUAGCAGAGAGAAUCGACCAUGCUCAUGAAGGGAGUAUGGGAAUGUCUUUAGAACAAUCGACCAUACCCAUAAGGAGAGUAUAG
Ceratosolen solmsi marchali is the source of this 742-nucleotide messenger RNA. Its product is annotated as intraflagellar transport 54. Gene Ontology annotation, molecular function: microtubule binding. Bases 98 to 742 code for a protein of 214 amino acids. The record is from RefSeq and is a predicted model, not a curated record. The transcript has 5 exons. Gene Ontology annotation, biological process: regulation of microtubule cytoskeleton organization; cilium assembly; intraciliary transport. Lineage: Eukaryota; Metazoa; Arthropoda; Insecta; Hymenoptera; Agaonidae. Gene Ontology annotation, cellular component: axoneme; ciliary basal body; intraciliary transport particle B.